Messenger RNA from Lingula anatina, 432 nucleotides. RefSeq names its product arylsulfatase J-like. The record is from RefSeq and is a predicted model, not a curated record. Gene Ontology annotation, molecular function: sulfuric ester hydrolase activity. Lineage: Eukaryota; Metazoa; Brachiopoda; Lingulata; Lingulida; Lingulidae.
GACACCUCGCAGAGGGCGUCUCUAAGACGCGGAGAUUGGAAAAUCAUCACGGGGUCUCCAGCUCUCGUCAUACAGUAUAUUGAUGGAGAACCAGUGGAGCUUGAAAUCAUUGGCAUCGACCCCAGCAUCCAGAACGUGUCCUUUAACAAGAACGUGUGGCUGUACAACAUUACUAAAGACCCGUAUGAGCAAUAUGACGUGUCAGAAAAGUACCCGGAUGUAGUGCGCCUCCUGUUGGACAGACUAGAAGCUAUCCGGCAGAUGGCACCACUUACAAUAUGCCCCGACCCAGAUCCAGCCCUAAAUGCAGCAUUACAGAAUGGCGUUUGGGGUCCGGCCGUUUAUCCUACUAGUGGUUCAAUUUCUGAAAGUGCUAAUCAUUGCUUCUGGAUUUGUUUCUUUGUUUUAACGGCUCUUAAUGCAUUGGUAUGA